AAAAAGUUUUAAAUUUGGUUGGCUUUUUUUUGUACCUACAUUAGACAGCAAAUGAUAAGAAGACAGAUAUGGCUGUGGACCUCUUGAUGAAUUACAGAAACGGAAAUUUCACCGCAGAAAUGGAAGAUAACGUAGUUCAAGAGGCCGCGUCCGGGGUCGAGAGCGUCCAGAAACUCAUCAGGUUGCUAUCUCAAAACCAACAGCAGCAACAGAAUAAUCAUCAGGACAAGCCUUCAAGUUCCACAAGAUCCGCCAUGGAGUUGGAUUUGGACUGUAAAGCUGAGGCGGACGUCGCAGUUUCCAAGUUUAAGAAAGUGAUUUCCCUCCUGGGUCGAACCAGAACCGGGCAUGCCCGUUUUAGACGAGGCCCUGUUGUCCCCCCUUCUGCAUCAUCUUCCCCUGUUAGCCUGAAACAAGAAACAGAGCAAGAAACUAAAGUUUUUCAUGCAACACCGAUCCAGCAGAUUCCGAUACCGGUUACUUUUCCUCAACGGGAUUUCUUGAUGGGUAAAAACAUGAGAUUGGAGACAAAAGAUUCAUCCACUACCAUAAAUUUUUCAUAUUCUUCAGCUGGGAAUUCCUAUGUGUCGUCCCUGACUGGAGAUACUGACAGCAAGCAGCCGUCCUCUUCUGCCUUCCAGAUUAUGAAUCUUUCUCAAGUUUCUUCAGCUGGAAGGCCGCCGCUUUCUUCUUCUUCUUCAUUUAAGAGUAAGUGUAACUCCGAGCACUUGGGUUCCGGCAAGUGUGGGAGCUCUUCUAGUAAAUGUCAUUGCUCCAAGAAGAGAAAGCUGAGAUUGAAGAGAGAGGUAAGGGUUCCGGCAAUAAGCUUGAAGAUGGCUGAUAUUCCACCGGACGAUUACUCCUGGAGAAAGUACGGGCAGAAACCCAUCAAAGGAUCUCCUCAUCCAAGAGGGUACUAUAAAUGCAGUAGUGUGAGAGGAUGCCCAGCUCGCAAACACGUAGAGAGGGCCGUUGAUGAUCCAACAAUGCUCGUUGUCACCUACGAAGGCGAGCACAAUCACUCUCUCAACAUCGCCGAGACUGCUGCUCUGAUCCUCGAAUCAUCAUGAAACAGAACACAUCUGUCAUUGCUUCAACAUUGACAAUGAUCCAGUUCUUCAUGAACAGUUACUGUAGCAGUAUAAUACAUAAGCUGAAGUUUAGUAAACCCAAAAAAAAAAAAAAAAAAACUCAACUUCAUCUCGAAGGAGAUUUAGUGGGUUUGUUUGUUCAUUCCCUGUUCCACCAUGUGCAGGUUCAAAGCAUAUUUUUCUUUAUGCAAAACCAUUGUCAUUUGUCAUGAUGAAUGAAAAGAAAAAGUGGUGGAUUUGGUAUUAGAUUUCCCUUUUUGUUAAUUACUUUGUCUUUGAUUUCUCUUUGAUUUCUCGUUUUUUGGAUGCCUACGUCUUACUUUUUUAUUGCAUUAGUGGAAGCAAUUUGAAUUCCAAUACAGAGAAAAACUGUGUAAGAAAUUUCUUGUUUUUUG
Messenger RNA from Rubroshorea leprosula, 1486 nucleotides. The record is from the annotation of a GenBank genome assembly. Lineage: Eukaryota; Viridiplantae; Streptophyta; Magnoliopsida; Malvales; Dipterocarpaceae.